AUGUUUGUCUUCAAGCGAGGUAAGAUCCUUCCUCCAGUAGAGCAUCGACAAGCUUUGUCAUCUCACUUCCAUCACGACGAUGUCACUGACCGAUUUUUUUUUCCCUUUCCUCCAGAUGGACGCAAAGAACGCGUGCAAUUCGACAAGAUCACCGCCCGCGUCUCCAGAUUAUGCUAUGGCCUCGACCCGGAACACGUUGAUGCAGCAGCUAUCACGCAGAAAGUGAUUUCUGGUGUCUAUCAAGGCGUGACCACCAUUGAGCUCGACAAUCUCGCCGCGGAGACGGCAGCAUACAUGACGGUUACCCAUCCCGAUUAUGCCAUCCUCGCAGCGCGUAUCGCCGUGUCCAAUCUCCACAAGCAGACUAAGAAACAAUUCUCUUCGGUGGUGUCGGAUCUCUACUACUAUAUCAACCCCAAGAACAAGAAGCACUCUCCUAUGAUCUCCCAGGAGACGUAUGAAUGUGUUAUGAGACAUGCUGAUGAGCUGAACUCGGCCAUCGUUUACGACCGAGACUUCAACUACCAAUACUUCGGCUUCAAGACUUUGGAAAGAUCAUAUCUGCUCAAGAUUGGCAAACAAGUGGCCGAGAGACCGCAACACAUGCUCAUGCGUGUGGCAGUUGGCAUCCAUGGAGAUGACAUCGAGAAGGCGAUAGAGACCUACAACCUCAUGUCCCAGAAGUGCUUCACCCACGCCUCUCCAACUCUGUUCAAUGCCGGCACUCCGCAACCUCAAUUGUCCUCAUGCUUCUUGGUCGACAUGAAAGAGGACAGCAUUGAGGGAAUUUACGACACUCUCAAGACUUGUGCUAUGAUCUCCAAGACUGCUGGCGGUAUUGGCCUCAACGCUCAUUGCAUUCGUGCUACUGGUUCCUAUAUUGCCGGGACCAACGGCACUUCCAAUGGUCUCAUUCCCAUGCUUCGUGUCUUCAACAACACUGCCCGUUAUGUGGACCAGGGUGGCAAUAAGCGUCCCGGUGCCUUUGCCAUCUAUCUGGAGCCAUGGCACGCGGAUGUCUUCGAUUGGCUGAACCUGAGAAAGAACCACGGAAAGGAAGAGGUUCGCGCCCGUGACUUGUUUUAUGCACUUUGGACUCCGGAUCUAUUCAUGAGACGUAUCGAGAAGAACCAAGACUGGACUCUGUUCUGUCCUCAUGAGGCACCGGGCCUUGCUGAUGUCUAUGGCGAGGAAUUCGAUGCCCUCUAUGAACAGUAUGAGAAAGAGGGACGAGGUCGUCAGACGGUCAAGGCCCAGAAGUUGUGGUAUGCGAUCCUAGAAGCACAGACCGAGACUGGGACUCCUUAUAUGCUUUACAAGGAUGCCUGCAACAAGAAGAGCAACCAGAAGAACCUGGGGACAAUCCGGAGCUCCAAUCUGUGCACGGAAAUUGUCGAGUACAGUGCCCCAGAUGAGAUCGCUGUCUGCAAUCUCGCCUCUCUGGCUCUUCCAACCUUCGUCGAUCAAGCCCGAGGUGAAUAUGACUUUGGCCGUCUUCAUGAAGUUACCCAAGUCGUCACUCGAAACUUGAACAAGAUCAUCGAUAUCAACUACUACCCUGUGCCCGAAGCCAGGAAGAGCAACUUCCGACACCGACCUGUUGGUCUUGGUGUUCAGGGUCUUGCAGAUGCCUUCCUUGCUUUGCGUCUUCCUUUCGACUCUCCAGAGGCCCGUCAACUCAACAUCCAAAUUUUCGAAACCAUCUACCAUGCAGCUCUGACUGCGUCAUGCGAACUCGCCAAGGAACAAGGUCCCUAUGAGACCUAUGAGGGCAGCCCGGUCUCACAAGGUAUCCUUCAGUAUGAUAUGUGGAAUGUUACUCCUUCAGAUCUAUGGGAUUGGGAUGCAUUGAAAGCUGAGAUUGCUAAACAUGGUGUUCGCAACUCUCUCCUUGUUGCCCCUAUGCCUACUGCAUCCACCUCUCAAAUCUUGGGCAACAACGAAUGCUUCGAGCCAUACACGUCCAACAUCUACUCCCGUCGUGUGUUGGCUGGUGAAUUCCAAGUCGUCAAUCCCUGGCUCUUGAAGGAUUUGGUUGACCUUGGUCUCUGGUCCGACAACAUGAAGAACAGAAUCAUUGCGGAAGGCGGCUCCAUUCAGAACAUCCCCAACAUCCCUGCUGACAUCAAAGCUCUAUACAAGACGGUCUGGGAAAUCAGCCAACGCGCCGUCCUCCAGAUGGCUGCUGACCGUGGUGCUUUCAUUGAUCAAUCCCAAUCUCUCAACAUCCAUCUCAAGGAGCCCACUAUGGGCAAGAUCACAUCCAUGCACUUCGCUGGCUGGAAGAUGGGGCUGAAGACUGGAAUGUACUACCUCCGUACUAUGGCUGCUACAGCCCCUAUUCAAUUCACCGUCGACCAGGAACAACUCAAAGUUGCUGAUACCAAUGUAGCUCGUGAGCGAAGCAUGCCCAAGAAACGCACCUCGCUCGGCUAUGGCCAGGGCUACAACUCUAUUCCUCGACCCAUGUAUGCCUCAAAGACCUCUAAUUUCAACGGAGGUGGAUCCGCAACCUCGCUCAAUGGUAUCCCAACACCUACAUCCAACCCUCCUUCAUCUAGCGAGGAUAAGCAAUUCCAACUCGCCCACAAGCUGGCCAAGACUCAUCUCACCGAGGGUUCCAGCAGCUCUGAACCCAGCCCCAAGGUCCUCCCAACAGACCCGGUUGGCACCCCCGAUGUGGACGAGAGUCUUGAGAGCAGGGAACAAUCCAAAGCCCAGCAGGAUGAAGAUAAGGAGAGCGAUUCCGGGGAACGCGAAGGCGACAUCUACGCACAGAAAGUUCUUGCUUGUAAGUCCCCUCCCUUCUGA
Messenger RNA from Rhinocladiella mackenziei CBS 650.93, 2811 nucleotides. RefSeq names its product ribonucleoside-diphosphate reductase large chain. Gene Ontology annotation, biological process: DNA replication; deoxyribonucleotide biosynthetic process. NCBI's taxonomy places the organism in Eukaryota, Fungi, Ascomycota, Eurotiomycetes, Chaetothyriales, Herpotrichiellaceae. The record is from RefSeq and is a predicted model, not a curated record. The transcript has 2 exons. Bases 1 to 2811 code for a protein of 936 amino acids. Gene Ontology annotation, molecular function: ribonucleoside-diphosphate reductase activity, thioredoxin disulfide as acceptor; ATP binding. Gene Ontology annotation, cellular component: ribonucleoside-diphosphate reductase complex.